This is a messenger RNA of Botrytis cinerea B05.10, 2159 nucleotides long. RefSeq lists its product as hypothetical. Gene Ontology annotation, cellular component: membrane. The record is from RefSeq and is a predicted model, not a curated record. The transcript has 2 exons. The coding region runs from base 342 to 1841 and encodes 499 amino acids. Gene Ontology annotation, molecular function: signaling receptor activity. NCBI's taxonomy places the organism in Eukaryota, Fungi, Ascomycota, Leotiomycetes, Helotiales, Sclerotiniaceae.
GAUCAACCAACUCUUCGGCCGUCUGCUUGUUUCUUAUUCCGCUCCAAUCGCUUUUACUUUCAUAUGCUACUCUUGUGAUACCGGUCAGAAGUCUUUUUCGCAAGAACAUACUUUUCCUUCUUCACUCACGGUUUCUCUUUCUGCAUCCCUCCGUAGCGUUCCUCGGUCUUCUCCUAAUAUAUCUUUUGUUGCCGUCCCGGUCUCUCCUGUUCUCCCACCUCAUAUCACCCUACGAAAUUCGCAUUCCUCUCUACAUCUUUUUCAUGCUACACUUUGACGACUAGAAGCCAAUUCGUUUCACAGACGAUCGAUAUUGUGAACCAAAAAAAUAUACCUGAGCCAUGGUUUGCGCAGCGUCAUCUUUGACGGUGGAGUCUUACGAAGAUGUUACUACCAGUACGAUGGCGUCGGGGAGAGAAGAAGCCAAACCCCUAAGCAAGAGACGACAUUCUUCCUUUCACCCACGACGAAAAAGCAGUGAGCAAGUAAUGGAUGGCGAGGAAAGUCUUAUGCUUAAGGUCGAUUUAUUCCUGUCAGAACUCGAGCGCAGAUUAGAUUUCAUUGAGAAAUACGGAAAUCUGACCUUCGAUUCGAGUAUCCUAUGGUCAUACGCAACAUUGCAGGCUGUAAGGGAGAGAUGUUCGCAGGUUUCUGGCGAAGUGUUAGGGGCUACGAAAAGGAGGGCGAGAAUCAUGGUUGACACGGUUGAAUCGAGAUACCAAGAUGCUUUGGUGGCGCACGAAACAUUACAUGAGAAGGUUCAUACGGGGAUUGGGUUGUUAGAAGGCAUCCUGUCAGAAUUCGAAACGAGAGCAUAUAGAGUCAAGGAAAAGGGAUUAAGGGGUACAGCGGAAAGCUUGAUGGGCGAGGGGCGCAAAAUUGUGGAUGAGGGUUUGGAAAAGGCAAGAGAAGUGGUCGACGAAGGUUUCGAGAGAGCCAAGAAGGCAGCCGGGACGGUAGAAGAACACAUCGAAAACGCCAUCGCUCGAGCGAAGAAACACGGGCUCAUCAGAUACGAAGACCUCCCUACUCCAUGGCGUGUCAACCCACAUAUCGUCAAAGGUUAUCGCUUUACCGAAUCAAAAGUGGAAUGCGUCCAAUCGAUGUUCGGGUUGUCAAACGAAACUGUCAAUAUCUGGUCGCAUGCAAUCGGUUUGCUCAUUGUUCUAUCAGUCGCAUUUUACUUCUACCCCUCCAGCCACGCAUUUUCCCUUAGUACGAACGCCGAUGUCUUCAUUGCGGCAUGCUUCUUCUUUGCUGCUUGUAAAUGCCUAGUCUGCAGUACUAUGUGGCAUACGAUGAACAGUGUAGCCGAUCAAACGCUCUUGGAAAGAUUCGCUUGUGUUGAUUAUACCGGCAUCUCCUUACUCAUUGCCGCUUCUAUCAUGACGGCUGAUUACACGGCAUUCUAUUGCGAGCCUGUAAGUCGCUGGGUAUACAUGGGCAUAACUGCUGCUCUAGGCUUAGGGGGUGUUAUUCUUCCUUGGCAUCCAACCUUCAAUCGACAAGAUAUGGCAUGGGCACGUGUCGCCUUCUACGUCAGUCUCGGCGCAACUGGUUUUGUUCCUGCCUUACAACUCAAUCUCACUCGUGGUGGAGCAUGGGCAGCGGAAUUCUACGCCCCCCUCGCCAAGAGUAUUACUGUUUACUUAGUCGGAGCAUUCGUUUAUGCUAGUCAAGUACCUGAAAGGUGGUGCCCAGGUGCAUUUGAUUAUGUUGGAGGUAGUCACAAUCUCUGGCAUUUCGCAGUAUUGGGUGGCAUCCUCUUCCAUUACGUAGCGAUGCAAGAAUUCUUUGCGAAUGCAUUUGCGAGAGCCGAAAAUGGUUGCACGAUGUACUGAUUUAUUUCUUGGUCAUCAUGGGUUAGAGAUUAUCCAAAGGUUUAUUCUAUUGCAUCUUUUUAAUUACGUUUGGGUUGGGCAUGGCGAGGGCGUUUGGAUAUUGCACAAGGCGUUGCAUUACAUUGCACUUCAUUAGAGCAAAGUAGAGUAGAUAAAGAGAUAGAGACGGGACCAUUUCUAAGGAAAAUUUUGUUAAGAAUGCAUGUUGGUCGGAAAUUUACAAGAGGGACUAGCAGAUGUCCUCACUUCAAUCCUAUAAUGACUCAAAAAAACAAGCCACUUUAAAACAAUUUUGCAGAGCAAAUUAAUUUGAUACCA